UUUAGGGGUGUGGUAGGAACCCAGAGCACCCAGAGAAAAGCCACACAGGCACGGAGAAAUAAUGCAAACUGCACAGAGGCGGGUGGCUGGGAUUUGAACCCUGCUCCUCGGAGUUGCGAGGCACACAGACGUCCGAACCAGUUUAUCACUGGUCCACCCAAUUCAAAUAUAUCACGAGUAAUACUUCCGAGUCAUGACACAAAAGUGACUGUCGAUAAAUAGGGAGCACGAUGAAAAAUCUUCAGUUUUUUGGGAGAGGGUCGUGAUUAUAAUUCUUCGCAAAGCGGCUCUCUCCUACUGGUUGUACUUUGACGUCCAACGACUCGCGGGGCGAAUAUUCCUUCCAUCCAUCUGUCCGCGUUUUCGUUGGUUGAGAAUAAAAGAACGCUCCGGAACAGUUUCGCUUCGCUUCGCUCGCCCAACACUCGAUGUAGCGCCAGAGUUGAAAGGUCACCGAACCGGAAGAUAAACAACACAACAGAAACCAGCCGAAAAGGAAAGGAAAGCGCCACGAAGCUCGAGGCCCCCCCUCGGAAAUGUUGUCCGCCGCCGCCGUCGUCGUCGUCGUCGUCUUGGCGAUCCUCGCGAGCCGCCGCGGCUGCUCGCCGGCGGACGUGCCGGACUUCGCGGCUCACUUCGGCUCCAAGACCCGCUACGAGGACUCCUCCGCCUACCGGAGGCCGCUCGGGGACCCGGCGGCCGUCGAGCGCUCGCUCCUGAGGGUUCCGAGCGGAGAGCGCUGCGUCCCGGUGCACCUGACCGCUGUCGUCCGCCACGGCAGCCGCUACCCGACCGUCAAGAACAUCCGCGCCAUGCGGGAGCUCAGCGACCUGUUGAGGACGGCGGCGAGCCCGAGACGAGACGAAGGGGAAGCCGAACCGGAAGGCGAGGGCUCCGCGGCCUGGAGACGGGACGUCCUGCGCCGCUGGGACAUGUGGUACACCGAAGACAUGGACGGUCAGCUGGCGCCCAAAGGGCGAGAGGACUUGCGCCGGCUGGCGAUCCGUCUGGCCGACGCCUUCCCGUCCCUGCUGGGCGAGGAGCCGCUUCGGGGGGGCCGCAUCCGCGUGCUGACCAGCUCCAAGCAUCGCUGCGUGAGUAGCGCCGAGGCCUUCCAGGAAGGACUUCACCUGCGAGCCAACGUGACACCCGUGCGCUACCGCCACCGAGCCGACGACGGGCUGCUGCGCUCCAUUGACGGUUGCCGCGGUUACGUGGAGGGCGUGGAGAAGAACCGCACGGCGCUAGCCGAGGUCUACAAGUUCAAGCGCGGCCCGGAGAUGGAGGCCCUGAGGAAGAAGGUGGCGGACAAGUUGGGCCUUCCGCACCGCAGCCUCACGCCAGAUCUGCUGGAGGCGGCGUUUUUCUUGUGCUCCUACGAGCUGGCCAUCAAGUCGUUGCACUCGCCCUGGUGUUUCCUGUUCGACCGGGAAGACGCAAAGGUUCUGGAGUACAAGUGCGACCUGAAGCUGUUCUGGAAGCGAGCGCACGGCCACGCCGUCACGCUGGCGACAAGCUGCCCGCUUUUCCAUCACGUCUUCCGGACCCUCGACAAGGCCGGACGCCCGCGCAGGUCCAGCGACACGCCCCCGGAGCCCGCCUCCAUCCUGAUUGGCCACGCAGAGACUCUCCUCCCCUUCCUGGGCCUGCUGAACCUCUACAAGGAUGAGACUCCGCCCACCGCAGACAACUACCCAUCACAGCACGCCCGCCAUUUCCGUUCCAGCUCGCUGGUCCCGUACGCAGCCAAUGUGGUCCUGGUUCUGCUGGACUGUGCGCGAGGCCCCCGUCUGCAGUUGCUGGUCAACGAGGCACCUGUUGGAUUCCCGGGAUUGCCGGAGGAGAACGCGCCGCUUUAUCGCGAUGUGCGGGCGGCGUAUCGCCACCUGCUGGACGGAUGCGACUUUCACAAAGAGUGCGAGGGAGCGGUCGGCGGCCCCCGACGCAACACCGAGCUCUGAUUGGCCGGCCGACAAACUUUGGGCCAGUCUGGACUCGUGAACUGAACUUUGUUGGUGCUUGAUUGUGUUUUCACACUCUGAGCGUCUUUGGGCCUGCCUGAGGGUGCAAAUUGCUUUCGUCAUUGUGGAAUCUUGCGCUUUUUACCGUUCAGGAGGACUCGCUCGCGUCUGCCUGAUCGACAGUUGGACUUUGCUUUUUUGGAUCCAAUUUGAUUAUGUUAUCAGAAUCAGCUUUAUUGGCCAAACGUGCAACGACACCCAAGGAAUUUGUCUCCGCGCCGCCCCGGGACGACGUUCAGAAGAGAGAAGAAACAAAGUAACCCUAAACUGUGGCAUCUUCUGUUCGGGACUAAAUCGAGUUGAAUCCUCCCAACUUCCACGCGACACGUUUUACUUGGAGCGCCCGUCGUGAAAGCGCAGCCAAUGGACGGGGCUCCUCCCAUCAUCGCUGGCUGAGUGGGCAGAGAUUCAAACACGUUUUGUGGUCAACGGCACCAACUAACUUCACUUUUGUGGUGAUUGUGUUUACAAUAUUUUCACAAAAAGAGUUUCGUGGCGAAGUUUGUUUUGUUGUUAUUCCGGAAUCUUUUUUUCAUUUAUUAGCUUGAUUGACAGCUGCUGAAGACGAUCGUUUUGUGUUUUUAUUGGAAUCGGCCAAGUUGUACACUUUAAAUAGAGCUAUCAAAAAUAGCAAUGAACGUGUUGGCUAACCCCGCAGAAAGGAUUGGAGCCCCUUACCAUUGUGGCCCGCGGGCUUCACGUUUGACACCUCUGCGUCCGGGCGGAGCCUCCAUUUGUAAUCAUUUGCGCUCUACGAGAGCCACCACAGAGAUGAAAUGGAAAUGGGAAACACGCGAACGCGCCAUCCCAUCCUGCACUUGAGCGGUUCUAAUGGCGCUUGAAGCGUUGCCGUCCUCCAUUUUAAUGCGCCCUUUGGUGUCAACCUGCGUUCUUCGCUGCCAUCAGCGCCUUCUUUUAUAAUAACGAAGAUGAAGUCGAACCUGCUCGUGUCCUGACAGCCGUCACAUAAAUCUGUUUAGUCUUGCCCUUUUUUCUUUGAAAUGUAGAGUGCCUCGGCCGACGUUGAGUCGAUUUCUUCUCUUCACAUCGCACUUGCUCCCCUUCCAACUUUUGGAUACCAUGUAGGUGACUUCCUUUGGCUUCUUCGUCCUACUUCUCUUGGCACAUUUGAAUGCGAUUCUCGAGAAUUUCACCUCCGCCUCCCUCCACUGACGUUUGGCUGGUUGCACGUGUGCUGGCGCCUACCCGAACUAAACCUUUUCUUGGUUUGGACCACUGAUCUAAAAAGAAAAAAAAAAAGAUUGGAUAGUGCAUCCACAUCGAGCGGUAUGGCGAUUGGUUGAAGCCACUGGCCGCCAUCUUGGCACUCCCAAAACUUGCGGAGGACACGGUUGACGGGUUGGAUUUCGGUGGGGGUUUUCUCAAAGUUUGGCAUGUACAAUUCAAACCGGUCGUGUGAGCUUGAGAUUGUUUUCAGUUCUGGUAACAUGAAGGACUUUUAAAUCGAUUUGGUAAGCCAAAAAAAGGCAAAGUCCAAAGGAAAGACAUAGAACACCGUGACGAGCAAGAAACCUUGCAUAUUAUCUAGGCCCUGAUAUACGUGACACGUUAACUGUUCCCAAAAUGUCCUGUGAAGCACUAUCAUCAGAACAUAGCAAAAAAACUAAGCAUUUUUUUGUCAUAAAAUUUUAAGUCAAUCAGUUUGAUAUAUUUUUGGAAAUAAGGUCUCGCAAUGGCCAAAUACAUGCUAAUCGCAUUGUUCAUUUGUUGUCUCUGCUACGUCCUUUUUUAGACAGAAAAUCUAAACUUGUUUCCUCGCAUAUGAAAAUCAAAUUCAAUUUACAGAGUUCUGUAUUAUGAAAUUCAUUAAAAAUGUCACAGAAAAUGUGUUUUCUUGCUUAGUGACUGAGGAAGUUUGGGAAAAUAUUGACAUCACUUUUUCGCGGAAAACCGUCAGUCUGUGAAUGUAGAGCAGGGAGUGAACAACAACCGGAAACAAAACUUUGCUCAAGUGAAUUAAGAUCAUCAGAAAAUAAUAAUAAUAAUA
Molecule: messenger RNA, 4029 nt
Organism: Syngnathoides biaculeatus (alligator pipefish)
Lineage: Eukaryota; Metazoa; Chordata; Actinopteri; Syngnathiformes; Syngnathidae
Gene: minpp1b
Product: multiple inositol-polyphosphate phosphatase 1b
Exons: 7
Coding region: 537-1961 (474 amino acids)
Molecular function (GO): acid phosphatase activity; inositol phosphate phosphatase activity
Source: RefSeq, a predicted model, not a curated record